AAUUUUAAUCAAACUGUCUCUAAACAAACUAAGCACCAAAAACUGAAGUUUAUCACUCCAACUCUCUCUCUCUCUCUCAACUCGCCGGCCGUGAAAAUUCAUCCUUCACGUGCUUCGUCGUUCUUCACAAGCUUCUCGAUCUCUAUUAUUCUCUUUACAACAAAAUUUUCCGUUUCAAUUUCCUUACAAUUUAACUUAAUUCGAGUUUUCGUUGCUUUAACGAUCCAAAAAAAAUACUUCUCCCAGCCGACGGAUCGUGCUGGGUUUAUAUGGGCGAAACGAUGUUACGCAUCACGAUGAGGUUGUGGAUGUUUUGCUUUUCUUCUUCUGAUUGAAAUGGUGGAGAAAUUUGUGUGAAGAGGAGAGGAAGCCUAAUGAAGCAGAAGGUUGCACAGCGGAAGGCUUUCUUCAAAUGGAGGAGGAAGCUUGCUUUUGUUCUAUUGCUUGUAUUUUGCUUCGGGAGCUUAGUUAUGAUGCAGUCUCGGUAUGGUCGGGUUAUGAUGCUGGCGUCCUUGCAUUUGCAUCCUCAAUCGGCUCGUGGACCGAAAGUCGCAUUUCUGUUCAUAGCUCGGAAUCGGCUUCCGUUGGACAUAGUGUGGGAUGCGUUUUUUCAGGAAGGGGAGAAUAAGUUUUCGAUCUUUGUUCACUCGAGGCCAGGAUUUUUAUUUAACAAGGCGACUACAAGAUCGACCUAUUUUUUGAAUCGUCAAGUUAAUGAUAGCAUACAGGUAGACUGGGGUGAGGCAAGCAUGAUUGAAGCAGAACGUAUCUUGCUUAGACAUGCACUUACCGAUUCUUCAAAUCAACGAUUUAUUUUUCUUUCUGAUAGCUGCGUACCAUUAUACAACUUCAGCUACACAUAUGACUAUGUCAUGUCAACUUCAACUAGUUUUGUGGACAGUUUUGCCGACACAAAAGAAGGGCGGUAUAAUCCUAAAAUGGAUCCAGUAAUCCCUGUUCACAACUGGAGGAAAGGAUCUCAGUGGGUUGUAUUGACAAGAAAGCAUGCGAAGGUUGUUGUGAAGGACAUUACAGUCUUUCCUAUGUUUCAACAGCAUUGCAAGAGGAAGUCACUACCAGAGUUUUGGCGGGAUCGUCCAUUUCCUAAUGAUCCAUCCAAGGAACACAAUUGCAUACCUGAUGAACAUUAUGUUCAGACUUUAUUGGCUCAAGAAGGACUUGAAGAAGAGCUCACCCGAAGAUCACUGACAUAUUCAGCAUGGGAUCUCUCAUACUCCAAAGACCAUGAACGCCGUAACUGGCAUCCUGUAACAUACAAAUUUUCAGAUGCUACGCCUGAUCUAAUACAAUCUAUAAAGGGUAUUGAUAAUAUAUAUUAUGAAACUGAAUAUCGACGAGAAUGGUGUACUAGUAAGGGAAAACCAUCCAGAUGUUUUCUUUUCGCGAGGAAGUUCACCCGUCCAGCUGCCCUCCGCCUUCUCAAUAUGUCUUUGCUUGGAGUGAAGCCUCAUUAAUAUUUGUAAAGGCAUCGAUCUCUCGGUCGAGGAACAUGCUACGAGCAUGAAGAAACUACAAACUCAGGCCCGAUGUUAGCAGUCACACGGAAUAAUUUCUCGAUAUAGAGGUGUGUAUUUACUAUUACCACGGUGUAUAUUGUCAAUUUUUUCUAUACAUAAAAUAAAUGAGUGAUAGAGGAUUGUUUUAAUUCACUUGGUUGUGCAUUAUAAAGCUAACUUCUAGAGAACUAAUAGCAUUAGGAGUUUAGGAUGACCCUACUGAUCUAUGAACAUUAGGAGUUUGAAAUUAUAACGUGAUACAUAGUUUUAUGA
This is a messenger RNA of Cucumis melo (muskmelon), 1790 nucleotides long. RefSeq names its product glycosyltransferase BC10. Gene Ontology annotation, cellular component: membrane. The record is from RefSeq and is a predicted model, not a curated record. The transcript is spliced from 11 exons. Gene Ontology annotation, molecular function: glycosyltransferase activity. NCBI's taxonomy places the organism in Eukaryota, Viridiplantae, Streptophyta, Magnoliopsida, Cucurbitales, Cucurbitaceae. Bases 375 to 1475 code for a protein of 366 amino acids.